Molecule: messenger RNA, 1544 nt
Organism: Equus quagga
Lineage: Eukaryota; Metazoa; Chordata; Mammalia; Perissodactyla; Equidae
Product: protocadherin gamma-B2-like
Exons: 1
Biological process (GO): homophilic cell-cell adhesion
Cellular component (GO): plasma membrane
Molecular function (GO): calcium ion binding
Source: RefSeq, a predicted model, not a curated record
UAGACUCUGAGCGCCGCUGUUGGCCGAUACGCUGCAGGAGUUGGAGUCCGGGAUCCACCCGGGUGGUUUUCUGCGCAGUCACAGAAGCAAGUCGGAAAGAGAGGAGCCCGGUCUCGGGCUCUCCGCUUGGCAAAUCUGAUUCCGGAAUACGGACUGGGAUGCCUUUAAACUGGGAGCGUUGAGUUUUCUACGCGGUGGAAUAGAUAUUUUAGACGCAAUUUGUAAAGCAUCUUCUCUUAACAUCCGAGACUGCAGCAACGCGGAGAAGGAUGGGAAAUAGGGCGAAGCUGAGGAGCAGUACCUGGCGGCGGCAAGUACUCUUUCCCUUCCUGCUGCCUUUGUUCUGCGGGGCGCUCUCCGAGCAGAUUCUCUAUUCUAUUCCAGAAGAAAUGGCCAGGGGCUCUGUGGUGGGGAACCUCGCUGAGGACCUGGGGCUGCAUGUACAGGAUUUAUUGACCCGCAACCUCAGAAUUAGUGCAGAGAAACAAUACUUUACCAUAGACAAGGAGACCGGGAACUUACUUGUGAGUGACAGAAUAGAUCGGGAGUCGCUCUGCUCCCAAAACCCUCUGUGUGUCUUACCCUUAGAGAUUGUAGCAGAGAAUCCUCUAAAUGUUUUUCACGUAAAUGUGAUGAUAGAUGAUAUAAAUGACAAUCCACCUCAUUUCCCGCAAAACAACAUUGUUUUACAAAUUAAUGAAUUUGUAAUUCCAGGGACUCAGUUUGGGCUGGAAUCCGCUAUAGAUGCAGAUGUAGGGCCUAACUCUCUCCAGAGUUACCAACUCAGCUACAGUGAGCAUUUCUCUCUGAUAGUGAAGGAUAAGACUGAAGGCAAGAAUGCCCCGGAAUUAGUGUUGGAGAAGUCCCUGGACCGGGAACAACAGAGCUCCCAUCUUCUGGUCCUGACAGCAAUGGAUGGGGGUGACCCGGUCCGAACUAGCACCACUCAAAUCAGGAUCAAGGUUACUGACGCCAAUGAUAACCCCCCAGUGUUCAGUCAGAAUGUGUACAAAGUUAGCCUGCGGGAGAACUUGCCCCCAGGCACCUCUGUGCUAAAGGUGACAGCCAUCGACCAGGAUGAGGGCAUCAAUGCAGAGAUCACCUACUCCUUCAAAACACUACGAGAUAUUGGAAACAAGUUUAUGCUAGACCAUCAAAGUGGAGAAAUUAAAUCCAAAGACCCCAUAGACUUUGAAAUCAGUAGCAGUUAUACCAUGAGCAUAGAGGCCAAGGACGGUGGAGGCAUGGCUGCUGAAUGUAAAAUUAUACUAGAAAUUGUAGAUGAGAACGACAACACCCCAGAGGUGGUUUUCACUUCAGUGUCCAGUUCCAUAACCGAGGACGCAGAACCAGGGACGGUGAUAGCUCUGUUCAAAACAUAUGAUCAAGAUUCGGGAGAAAAUGGAGAAGUCACAUGCCUCAUAGAAGAAAAAGUUCCUUUCAGAAUUGUACCUUCCUCCAAUAAUUACUACAAGCUUGUAACAGAUGGGGCCCUGGACAGGGAGCAGACUCCAGAGUACAAUGUCACCAUCACAGCCACCGAU